UGGGCGAAGUAAGACUAGGCGCCUGUGAUGGGGCGUGAUAGAAGCGCGGAGUUUCGUUUUCGUCCCUUGCUGUUUAUUUUUUCCGUCUCUCGGGGAGUUUGGGCGGGACAUCAGCUGAGCUCGGAGCGGAGGACAAAGCUCCAGGUCAACGCACUGCAACCGUUGGCUUUCAGUCUCUGGGUGCGAAGUGAGGGGGGGGGGUCUUCGAUCGCAGGUACGAAGGUGCGCAUGGCCGGAGGGUGAUGCCGCUGCACCGGACGCCCCUCUUGCUCCUGUGGGCUGGGCUGGGGUCCUUCGUGCCGGGGAGCCGCUGCGGCUCCUCCAGGCACUCCCUGUGCUUUUCCUACCUGAAGGUGUCAGAAUCCAGCCGGGGGCUGCCCCAGUUCCUCUCCAUGGUCCACCUGGAUGAUCAGCCCAUCGCUCGAUAUGACAACCACACCAGCAAGAUGGAACCUCUGGUGCCCUGGAUGGGAGCAAAGGAGGCAACAAUCCCUGUGGCCCUUGAAAGGGCAUUCAGGGCUGACCUGGAGCAGCUAUCAAAACUCAGCCGCCAGACUAGAGGUCUUCACACCUGGCAGGCGGUUUUGGGCUGCGAGCUCGGGGAAGACGGGAGCAAAGGAGGGUUUUUGCACUACGGCUACGACGGGAUGGACUUCAUCAGCUUCGACAAGGAAACCCUCAGAUGGGUGGCAGCCCAGCCCCAGGCCGAGAAAGUCAAGGAGAUGUGGGAAGAUGAUACAAGGAGGUCCCAGAGGAAUAUAAUCUACCUUGAGGAGACAUGCAUUCAGAUGAUGCAGAAAUACCUGCCCUACCAGAAGGAGUCUCUGAAGAAGACAGAGCCUCCGGUGGGGAAGGUGAAUUGUAAGGUGGUCGAUGACAGCCUGGAGGUCCUCAUCUGCCAGGCCUUUGGCUUCUACCCCAAGGAGAUCCUGGCCACCUGGACAAGAGACGAAGAGGUCUGCGAGUAUGAGACCCUCCAUAGGAACGUGGUCCCCAACUCAGACGGGACCUAUUAUGUCUGGCUCAGCAUUGAGAUCGACCCCAAGGAGAGGGACCGUUUUCAGUGUCACCUGGAGCACGAGGGCUUGCAGGAGCCCCUGGUCUUGGCCUUGAAGGAGGAAACAGCUAGACCACGGUGGAGUCUUUUCGGAAUUGUCGCCGUCAUGAUCUUGGGACUUUGGAUUCUCUUCCUGAGAUGCUGGUGGAAGAGACUCAGAAAAAAUCUAUAUCAGGAAGUAACAUCCUUGCAUCUUCCACAAAUCCAUCUUUCUCCCUCUAUGGAUGGUACAGAAGAUGAGAUGAAAUCACAGACUUUGCCCCAACCUAAAACAACAUCAGAGCACAAGGCAUCCGAUGGACCGCGGAGGAUAGGGCGUGAUCUAGAAAUCACUGUGUUGUCAUUGCACAGGCAAGAAGGAAAGGAACCUCCAGCAUGGAAAACUUGGACGUGUUAUCCGAAAGCCAAGAUCAAAGCAAGAUCUAAGUCCAAACCAACGAAAGCCCUCCAAAACAUCCGAAGUAAACCAAAAGACCCAGCAGCCCUAGAAGGAGAACCAGGAUUCAUCUACAACGUCAUACACUGUAAGGACUGCAACAGCCAGUAUGUAGGAUAAACAGGCAGAAGACUAGCAAAGCGCAUCCAUGAACACCAACCGGCGGUCAGAAGACGAGAUGAAAACCCCUUAAUUUCAUAAUAGAGGGAUAGAUUCAGUGGUGAGAUUCUGUUGUGUCUUGCCCGCUUUCACCGCAGUCGGGGCCUUCUUAUCUGCUUCCGAACGCUGAGGAAUGUCCUAGUAUGCCUCCUGGCCCCAGCCCUGGCUCCAUGCCCAGACAGGCUGAGGAGGAGGAAGCACCUCCAGCCCCCAGCUCUGGCUCCAUGCCCAGGCAAACAGAGCAAUAGACCCCUCCCCCUCCCCCACAGCAUGUAAGCCUGAGGGAGGUCAAUUACCAACAGCUGCCGACUGGAGUGACCCUCGCUUCAGAAGAAUUGAUAGGCGGCGGCGACAGAAGGAAGGGAGGGGCAGGCCUGGAUAAGUGCUGAGUCAUGGAGCCACACCCCAUGGCCUAUAUAAAGGAUCUGCUUUCUGGCAUUCUCUGAGUCAGGCAAAGUCUAACAUAUCUUGCUGAAGUCACUUUCUGGUCUCUUGCCUGCCUUGAGAACUUUGCUAGGACUUUGGCAGAGCUGCAGAGGCAUGCCUGAUUCGGAUUUCCCUGACCCGGCCAUCAGCAGAGGAGUGGGACACGACAGAUUCAGCCAGUUCGCACCACUUCGGGAGAACCGGUGGUUAACUUUCUGAGCAGUUUGUGAACUGGUUGUUGGAAGAAAUCAUUAGGGCAGAGAACCGGUUGUUAAAUUAUUUGAAUCCCACCACUGGAUAGAUUCAACCAUAGUUUCAAUUGGGAAACUGUGAAUACCGUUAGAUCAAGCCAAAUCCACAAAAAAGGAAAAGAAGGGGCGGGGGGGGGGGGAGAGAAAUGCCAGAUAAUUCCUGGAGCCCUGGCACUCGGACAAAUUGGCCAUCAAGAGGUACACAGAGAUAAACAACAUCUGCAUACCAUUCAAAAGAGACAAUAAAGAAGUCCAAAAGGAAACAAAAGACUAGAACACCACCUAUCCAGCAAUCAACACCGACAGUAUACCGAACAGAAAUUAACGCCAAGGUUAACAUUAGACCGACAAUCAAGUAAACAACGUCCCAAACAAGCAAUUACCAAUGCAGACAAAGAAGCUCACAACAGCUUAAUCAAGGAAUCUCCAAGAACACGCCCACCAACUGACAGGGGAAACCAUAUAAAAAUAAGAGCAAAUCCAACUCCCUUCUGGCACUGAUGAUGUUACCUGGUUUGGUAAUGAAAUGUCUGCAAGUCAGAGAGCACCCAGCAGAACACUGCAGGAGGUGUUCAGCACCUGGCAACCCCUCUGUCGUGUCCCACUCCUCCUCCUCUGAUGGCCGGGUCUGGGAAGUCUGUAUCAAGCGUGGCCAUGAAGCCUCUGCAGCUUUGCCAAAUUCCUGUCAGAGUUCUCAGGGCAGGCAGGAAUCCAACCAGAUGAGACUUUGCCUGACUCAAGGAAUGCCAAAAAGCAGAUCCUUUAUAUAGGCCAUGGGGUGUGGCUCCAUGACUCAGCACUUAUCCAGGCCUGCCCCUCCCUUCCUUUUGCUGACGUCGCCUCUCCAUUCUCCGGAAGCGGGGAUCUGUCCACUGUAUCUUUUCGUCCUCCUGCUCAGCUGCCGGCAAUUCUAGCUCGUGGCUGGCUUCGUGCUCACACGCUGUAGGGAGGUUUGUUUGCUCAGUCUGUCCGGGCAUGGUGCCAGGGCUGGGGGCUGGAGGCAUGCCAGGCCAUUCUUCUUCACUAUCAGUCUCUGGCUCAGAUAGCAGGAGAUGGGAGGGGCCCGGCUGAGGAGAGGAGGGCGGGCGAGGCACAACACCCUCCUUGUGAGGAGACGAACAUAUCCAAGGCCAUGAGAUUUUCCUUGACUGGGACCCCAACCUGUUCUGUUUUUCCGUGGAAUUGCCUUAUGUCUAUAGUUGAGCAGAGAUUAAUGAUGGUGCUCUCCAGCUUUGUCAUGGAACCAUCACUGGAACCCCAUUUUGAUAUCCAAAAUCUGAAUAUCUGGAGAACAUUUAAACUGAACAUGACUGGUGGAUUCAUUUUGAUGGACCCACUAUUCGUGCCAGUGUUAAAAUUGAGCCAGUUGCUUGGCGAGGUAAGACAAGUACACUUUAGGUCAAAGAAUAGCCCUCAACUGGCUUUUAAUCUCUUUAAGGCAAUUUGCUUUGCCCACAACUUGGGCGAGGAGUGAAAGGAGGGGUGUGUGUGUAUGUGGGACCUUAUAUUUUAUUGUGACGUAAGGAAUCCAAUAGAAUAGAAUAGAAUAGAAUUUUUAUUGGCCAAGUGUGAUUGGACAAUAGCUAGGCAUUGUUGUGGUCUAUCAGCAGCCUACAGAGCUGGCAAUGGAGUCGGACAGCGAUGAGGCUGAGGUGAGGCCAGGGCCAUCGGGGAGUGAGGUGUGGACUCCAGAGCCUCCAGACACUGAUAGUAGUGAGGCAGAGGAACAGGAGGAGCCUGUUCCUAAUGCACGCAUGAGAAGAGCUGCCAGAAGGCAAGAGCAGCUCAAGCAAAGAGGACAACUUGGGAGUAGGGCCAAGAGAUGAAUGGCCUCUCCCAUAAGGCUUAAAAGACCAGCAACGGCGUUUGGGCUGUUUGUGGGAAAACAACGUUAAUAGCCUUGCUCCUUAUCUUGCUGCAUUUAUUUCUUGUCGGCGUCUUCUGCUUUUGAACUUUUGCCAAGAAAAGCCUUUGGCAGUUUGCCUAAUUAGACCAAGGUUGGUGAUAAUACUGAAGAACUGUGUUAUGAAGAAUUUGCUUUGAUUUAGUUUGGACGAUGCUGAGAAUGAGUUAACUCUCAGCUGCUCUAAUAAAGUCUGUUUGUUUUUGAACUGAUUUUGAACUACUACUACCUACUUGGGCCUGGGUCACAACAGUGCUUUUCAAACUUGUAUAAAAGGCGGUCCUCUGUGGAGCGGGGUGGGAGGGAGCAUUUUGGAAUUUGCUUCUUCAUAUUACAAAAGUAUGGCAAAAGACCUUUAAAAAUAGUUGUUUAUGGAGCGACUGGACAAAAGGAUGUGCGGAAAACCAGUUUCCUGAGGAAGGAUCAUUUCAGUUAAAAAGAUCAUAUAUUUAAAUAAGAAAAUGUCAAAGAAUGGGUCUAACAAACAUGUGUGCCUGUUUUGCACAAAUUCUUAUUGCUGUAAUACAUCUAUCAGUAUUCAACUGGGGGGAGGGACAAUGUAUGUAAGUGGGUUGUUCUCGUUUGUAUUUUUUUGAUGCACAAUUUUUUUAAAAAAAUUUUUUGUCUAGUUUUGAUUUCUCUUUGUAAGUCUUUUUUUAAAAGUUUCUAUUGUAAUUUUUUUUGAAUCAAAUAAAAAUUAAAGAACAGGUUUAACA
This is a messenger RNA of Ahaetulla prasina, 4948 nucleotides long. Its product is annotated as zinc-alpha-2-glycoprotein-like. The coding region runs from base 243 to 1613 and encodes 456 amino acids. NCBI's taxonomy places the organism in Eukaryota, Metazoa, Chordata, Lepidosauria, Squamata, Colubridae. Gene Ontology annotation, cellular component: external side of plasma membrane. The transcript has 7 exons. Gene Ontology annotation, biological process: immune response. The record is from RefSeq and is a predicted model, not a curated record.